GGACCUCGACCAAAUCUGAAGAGGUGUCGAUAUAGUACUAUUGCACGUGAGAAAUAAAAGAGCGUGCAGGGCAAGGAGAAAGGACGAACGGUGAUAGAGAGUAGGAGAAAACAAGGAAGAGGUUGGUAAUAGCACGGAAUUUUAGGCGAGUAAGCUUGGAAGUCUGGAUGGGGGAAUCCCGAGGAGAAGAUUUCACAAACGGCCACGACACCAGACAUGAGUCCGAGAUAUCUGCUGUUUUAGGUGGCGGUCUGACGACGAUGCUCCAUGCCAUGGAAGUCCCAAGUCAUGCUAGACACCUCCUCCUGCAACUCAACACCCAGCGCACCAAGGGCUUCCUGUGUGAUGUCAUCAUCGUGGUGCAGAACGCGUUGUUCCGAGCCCAUAAGAAUAUUCUGGCCGCCAGCAGCCUCUACCUGAAGUCCCUGGUCGUCCAUGACAACCUCAUCAACCUAGACCACGAGAUGGUGAGUCCCGGGGUGUUCCGGGUCAUUCUAGACUACAUCUACACGGGCCGUCUGACGGAGGGAGACCCCAGCUCCCCAACAGAGCCCAACCUGGGGGCCGUGCUGGCUGCAGCUAGCUAUCUGCAGCUGCUGGACUUAGUGGCACUGUGUAAGAAGAAGAUGAGGAGAAAUGGGAAGUACCAUCUCCGCCCCACUCCUGCCUUUCUGCCCUAUGGGAAGAUGGGCCCCAAUAGUUUGGGUUUAGGGGGAGGGGGCAGGUAUCGGGUGUCCACCCCUGUUAUUCAGUCCUGCUACCCAGGGGGAGUUGUGAACACCCACACGCCCCGCGCCCCACCACUAGAGGAGCUGCCACCCCACCCCCAUGCCACCCAUGCAGGGGAGUUGUAUGCCCCCACCUCCUCUCAGGGCCCUCAGGUGUUCCCCUCCACACCCUCAGCCCUGCCUGCCCAGCCCAGCCUGCGCCCAGUUCACUCUGACAGGAACUGCUCCCCCAUCUAUGUCCUGGACCUCUCCAAGGAGAGCCCCAACUCCCAGUCCCAGAACACUCCCUCCCACCCCCACCUGGCCCACGCCCUGCCCCACCACGAUGAGGAGCGGGAGGGGGGGCUGAGUGGCCGCACCAGCCCAAUGCCGGGGAACAAUGGCGGGGCCUACCCCACAGAGAAGAUGGAGACAGCUGAUCAGGCUGGGUCUCUCCCACCUCAUUCUUACCCCCACCUUAAUAAGCCCCUGGGGCCCCACCUGCCCCACCUCCACCGCUCCAGCUCCCAAGGUCCAGACCACUACCCCUGCCCCCUCAGCCCCGACACCCCCACAGAGGCUGGAGAGCCCAGCAGGGAGAUGGGCAACAUCUACCGCUGGGUGAAGCAUGAGCCACUGUCAUACACAGCUGAGGAUGAAGAGGAUGACGAGGAUGAGGAGGAACGGGGUGGAAACGGAGACCAAAACCACCAGCAUCACAACCACCAUCACAAAGCAGGGGAGGAGAGCGAUGAUCGCUACCGUAGGGUGGGCUGUGAUGGGGAGGAGGAGAAGAGUGGCUCAGGCAGUGAGGGGACAGGCAGUAGUGAGGGUCGACCAUCACCCACAAGGGUCAUGGGGAGGUUCCACCUACCCUACGAGCCUGAGAGCUUUGGGGACAACCUGUACGUCUGCAUCCCCUGUGACAAGGGCUUCCCCAGCUCUGAGCAGCUCAACGCCCACGUGGAGACCCACACAGAGGAGGAGCUGUACUCUGGAGGGGAGAUGGGCAGCAGCAACCCCAAAAACAACAGUAGCAACAGCAAUGGUAACGGCAGCCUGAACAGCCUGGAGGGGAAGUCCAGCCAGAGCCUGACGCCUGGGGUCCUGGGGGAGAUCAUCAGACCCUAUCGCUGUAACUCCUGUGAGAAGUCCUACAAGGACCCGGCCACGCUGCGCCAGCACGAGAAGACCCACUGGCUCACAAGGCCCUACCCCUGCAGCAUCUGUGGCAAGAAGUUCACCCAGCGCGGCACCAUGACCCGCCACAUGCGCAGCCACCUGGGACUCAAGCCCUUUGCAUGCGACCACUGUGGCAUGCGCUUCACCCGCCAGUACCGCCUCACAGAGCACAUGCGCAUCCACUCCGGGGAGAAGCCCUAUGAGUGUCAGGUGUGCGGGGGCAAGUUCGCCCAGCAGCGCAACCUCAUCAGCCACAUGAAGAUGCACAGCAGUGGGGGGGGCGGAGGGGCUCUGACGGCCGACGGAAAGCUGAAGCUGGACUUUUCGGAGGGGAUCUACCCACUGAGUAAAUACGCAGCAGAGCACCUGGGGCUGAAGCAGGAGAAGGCCUCUGAGCUGCUGGCAGAGCAUGCCAUGGAGAGCCUGUUCCCGUUGUCCAAACUGGCAGGCGAACACCUGCGCCUCAGCCACCAUGACAAGAUGGAUGUCCUGGGGGUCCAGGCCCUGCCCCCUCCCCCAGGGUCCCUCUCUGACUUUCACUCUCGUACCAUUGAACGCUACUCCCCCAGCUAAAACCCUCUGACCAGUCACCCCCAGCAAGGCCUUGGCUACCACACAAUCCUGUGGGCACACAACUUAACUUACAGUAUUCUAAUGUCAUUCACUUCAACUCCAUCAGUAUCUGCACCUCAGACUAAGGCCAAUACUUGGCCUAAAGAAUGCCCACAAACUGUGUAGACUCUUAUAAGUGCCUUUCUUUCCUAAGUUUGCAUUAUAUGCAUUUUAAAGACCUUCCUAGAAUGAGAAACGUGCUAUUUCUAUUAUAUUUUGACCAAGGAAUACCCACUCAAAACAGUGUAGUAGUUAUGUAUACGCAAACCACCGAUCCAAAAACAAAUUGAGAACCAAAGAUCAUUUUUUCUUUGUUUUUUGUACAUAAUGAAAAACCAAAGAAACUGUUGCCAGAAAGUGUUGUAAUCUGACCCUACACCUGUGUACUAAAUGUACUUUUGUACUACUACUAUUGUAAUUGUACAUAAAAUGGGAAAAAAAGCACAUAUGGACAAGAUUCAGGGCUCCUGUCCAGAACUGAAAGGACUGUUGGACAAAAGAAAAAGCCAAAGCUUUGGGAUUUGCAAUUGAUUGGAACACUUUUUCUUAAUUUUGUUUUUUGGGGUACUGGAUUUUUCUCUCUAUCUCUCUAUCCAGUUUUACGCCAUGCUCCAGCUGUUCUAGUCACGAGGGAGGGACUAACUGAAAACAGCCUUCGCUCCACAAUUUAGGUAAAGUUAUCUGUGCUUUGUUUUUCUACCGUUGUUAUGUACUCUGAUCAUGAUGUUGUGUACAGAGAGACUGAUAUUAAGUGACAGUAAUAGUAGCUUAAUGACUUGUACACUCAGUGCCAUAACCCUUUGAACCCAUAAC
Messenger RNA from Oncorhynchus mykiss (rainbow trout), 3314 nucleotides. Its product is annotated as hypermethylated in cancer 1 protein. Lineage: Eukaryota; Metazoa; Chordata; Actinopteri; Salmoniformes; Salmonidae. Gene Ontology annotation, molecular function: protein binding; DNA-binding transcription factor activity, RNA polymerase II-specific. Gene Ontology annotation, cellular component: nucleus. Gene Ontology annotation, biological process: regulation of transcription by RNA polymerase II. The record is from RefSeq and is a predicted model, not a curated record.